Drosophila eugracilis is the source of this 3231-nucleotide messenger RNA. RefSeq names its product glycine, alanine and asparagine-rich protein. NCBI's taxonomy places the organism in Eukaryota, Metazoa, Arthropoda, Insecta, Diptera, Drosophilidae. Bases 454 to 3216 code for a protein of 920 amino acids. The transcript is spliced from 5 exons. The record is from RefSeq and is a predicted model, not a curated record.
AACAAACCGGCAACGGGCUUAGAACGAAACGGAUCGUCCGACGCCCAACAACUUCCAUCGCGCUCUCCAAAAAAACAAAAAAAAACGCGUUAGAAAACAAGAACAUCACGAUAGCUACACGUAGAAAAAUCACAUAGAAUUCCUAAUUGUUUGUGUGACUUGCACUAAGAGAGGAAGAGUUGCGGCGAAGAACCGGCGGAACAACAACCUGAACAGCGACACCGCAAAAAAACACGGUGAAGAGACAAUAAAAGUCGGCCAGCGGCCAAAAACGCGCUCAUUGCGUGCGCUGUUUUCGCAACGGCAACGGAAAAUUAGCUACCCAGUUGAGGUGCGGGAGGGAUAGCGAGCGUACGGUCGUCAUAUACAAAAUAUACGGAUACGGAUUUUCAGAGUACGAGAAGGUACGGGUGUACGUUAAACAGGAGGCAGAAGUACGGAUACGAAGCCAGGAUGCGACACGCAUUUGUUGGAUUAAUUGUGUGCUGGCUGGCAGUUUGUCAACCGCAAGCUGAGGCGCAGUUCGGAGGAUUUGGAUUCCAGCCGCAGUUUGCCUACCAGCAGCCGCAGUUCCAACAGGUAUACCGUCCACAACAACCACAGGUGUACCGCCAACCGCAGGCUUAUCAACAACAACCUCUGGUCUAUUACCAACAGCCCCAGCCGCAGGUGUACCAACAACAGCCGCAGGUUUACCAACAACAGCCGCAGUUUUACCAACAACAACCACAGCAGCUACGCCAAAGGCAGGGAUCCGUAUCCAAGGCAAACACGAAUGCGUACGAGCGGCAGGUGGACUUUGGCAAUAAUCUGGAAUACACCCAGGGUCUGUCUAACUCCAAGGCGGUGACCAAACAGAACGGCCAACGAGUGGUGACCAAGAGUCAGGCCCAGACUCGAGAUGUGGAUUUGGGAGGUCUCCAGUUGGGCAAUACUCUGACUAGGACCAAGACAAAUGCCAACGGACAGGUUUCUCAGGGUAUUGCCGAUCAGUUCAGGAUCGGAAACGUGGGUCUUGGAGCUUCGCUCUCACCUCAGAAUCUUCAGAAUGGCUUUGGGCUGCAUCGUGCUGCCGAUGGUGAUCUGAGCUUGGGUUUGGGUUUCCUUAAUCUUGACUUGGACCGCAAUGUGGCCAACACAAAUACCCUAGCGCAGGCCCAGGUCAAUGCCCAAGGUAAGGGCGCCAAGGCGGGUUCAAGCAGUAACACUCAGUCAAAUACCCAGAAAUAUGGCGGCGUCACCGUGACUGAUACUCGCUCCAAUUCGAAUGCCUUUGGCAAGACGCAAAGGGGUCAGACCUCGGCCACUACCAGUGGUUUCGGCGGCAAUGCGGCCACUAAUGGCCAGAGCUUUGGUGGUCCCUUCCAGCGGGUGGUUCGCCAGAACAGGCGACCCAAGCGGAAGGCCCAGUUCGUGCCAUUCGGUUAUCCAGGUGGUGGCGGUUUCCGCCCCGGACCCUUCGGCUUUAGUCCACUGGAUAGACCAAGAAGACAGUUCGAAGGAGGAUUCGGCGGACCUGGAUUCGGCGGACCAGGAUUCGGCGGACCAGGAUUCGGUGAACCAGGCUAUGGUGGAGGCCAAGAAUUUGGAGGAGGACCUGGUUUCGGUGGACCUGGCUUUGAGGGAUCUGGACCCGCUUUCUAUGAACAGCCUCAGCAACAGCACCAGCAGAAUCACAAGAAAAAGGGUAACAAGAACCAGGCACAUGGAAAUGCACAUGCCCAAGGUGGACCUGGCUUCAAUCAGCAGGCAUCGACGAACAAUCAUGCCAGCAAUGGCAACACUGGAAGUAGCUCCAUCAGUUCAAAUCUGGCCCAGGACGGUAGCAGUGGCCAAGUUAGUUCGGCCAACACAAAUACCCACCAGGGACAGACUGCCAAUGGAGGCUAUGAGAGCGAUCAGAACUCUCAGAGCCAGUCGUUGAACUUCAGACCUGGUCAGCAGCAGGCUUCCAGUGCAAAUGCCAAUACCCAGCACACACAGCAGGGAGAUCGCGAUACUUACUCCUCGAACAGUGGAUCAACUUCCACGAACAACAACCAGUACGGUUCCUUGACGAAUACGGCCAAUACGAAUUCGCAAGUGGUCCGGGAUGGCAAUACUCAGGAUGCCACCAGCGAUGCCAACAGCCAGAGCAUCUUUCAGGGCAACAAUGGCCAAGGUGAUGCUUCCGCCCAGACGAAUGCCCAGACAAGCAGCCAACAGGGUCCCGGAGGAAUUGUGACAAACUCGGCUUCGAGCAGUGCCACUGCCACUGCCCAGAAUGGUCAAUCAGCCAAUGCCAAUGCCAAUGCAAAUGCCGGCGGUGGUCCGGGUGGUGCUGGAGCUGGUGCCAAUGCCGGUGGUUUCGGCAAUGGCGGUGGUGCAAAUUCUGAUGCCAAUAGCGGUGGUUUCAAUGGCGGCGGUGGUGCUGGAGCAAAUGCCGGUGCCAACGGCGGUGGAUUCGGUGGAUUCGGCGGCGGUGGUGCCAAUGCAAAUAGCAAUGCCUUUGGCGGUAACUACGGCGGCUUUGGAUUCUUUGGACUUCGUCAUCGUGCCCAGAAAAAUAUUCGAUUGCAAAGAUGGCAGCAAAGAACUCAAAACGAAACUUCAUCUAGAAGGUCAUCUAUCAAGGAUAACUUUGAGUAUAUUUACUUAAACCACUCAUCGUCACGUCUAGAAGAUCUGGAGCCUGAGAGUUCUGGACAGGAUUUGGAUGGGGAAAGGACACCUCUUAAUACGUCAGUGGAUACUUUUGGACCUUAUGAUAGUACCCAGCGUCAGGGAAGAACCUUCGGUGUGAUCUAUGACUGGAUUAGUGGACUCUUCAAUUCCUGUGUUUCACCCUGCACCUUGGAGGCUUUUCAGAAGCAAACGUGCUGUGAAACUUAUGUAGUGGAUCCCUCUUAUCCACCGCCACCGCCACCUCCUCCCCCUCCACCACCACCACAAACUUGUUGUGCUCCUGUAAGACCCCCUUAUCCCAUACAACCAGCACCGCUACCAAGGCCACUUCCUCCUCCACCACCACCACCACCAAUUCCCUAUCCCUAUUCACCCAUCUAUCCUAAUAAGAAAACGCCCGUUGUAGUAGUUGCCACGCCCAUCAAUUGCUGUACGGUGUGCACAUUUACGUACUACGGACCUCCGCCCUGUGGGCGGUUUUACAACAACAACACCAACAGUGAUGGCAAGAAAGUCACUAUCUAUGUGCCACCGCCGUACUAUGGUCGUUGAUCGGAAAUAAACUUC